Molecule: messenger RNA, 1846 nt
Organism: Cuscuta epithymum
Lineage: Eukaryota; Viridiplantae; Streptophyta; Magnoliopsida; Solanales; Convolvulaceae
Source: the annotation of a GenBank genome assembly
GGCGUGAGUUUUUUUUUUGCCCUGAGAAGCAAUUAGUAGCGGCAGUUCAUUUUUCUUUUUCCAUUUUCGUUUCUUUAUACAAGCAGCCGCAGGAGAGCAUUUUUCUUUCUGUUCUUUUUCAAUUAGCCGCAACCAGCAGUUUUCUCUUCCGAAACCGCAGCAGCUACCACAAAGACUAAGCAACGAUUUUCCUUUCCUCUACUCUUAAAAGAUGCCAGGUAUGGCAAUUGAAGAAUCUACUAAUUAAUUGGAAAUUCUCUCUCCUGUCCUUCAUCACUGUUCUACGGGAUCUUACGAUCCGAGUUACGAUCCCUGAGUUCCGAUCUCCUAGACCCCGUCUGAUCCGUGCUAGGAUCUCGAGUUUAACAACCUUGGUCAAAAGUAUCCAGCAGAUAAUACUUAUAAAAUGGUAAGUAAAACUUGAACUUCGUAGUUUUGAGCAGAUUGCUCCUCCGGAUUUAGCUCUCUUAUGAUGAAGGCCAUAUCAUUUCCAUGCAAGGCAUCAUUUUCCCAUGUUUCAAACUUGAGUGGGCAAAACCAGAAUAAAACAAAUAGAUUGAAUAUGGAGCUCUCAAUUACCCAACCUGAUGAUUGGCAUCUUCAUCUCCGUGAUGCUCAUCUUCUUGAAGCAGUAGUCUCUCACAGUGCAUUUAACUUUGGAAGGGCAGUCAUUAUGCCGAAUUUGAAACCUCCAAUCACCACUACUGCUGCAGCUGUCGCAUAUCGGAAUUCCAUCAUGAAAGCAUUGGCUCCUAAUUCUCAUUUUAUGCCACUGAUGACACUGUAUUUAACAGAUACAACAAGUCCUCUUGAAAUUAAACAAGCCCGGCAGAGUGGGGUUGUAUAUGCUGUAAAGCUUUAUCCCGCUGGUGCUACAACAAAUUCUCAGGACGGCGUUACUGAUCUUUUUGGAAAAUGCAUGCCAGUUCUUGAGGAAAUGGUUGAGCAAGAUAUGCCUCUCCUGGUCCAUGGAGAGGUAACGAGCCCUGAGGUCGAUGUAUUUGAUCGAGAAAAGGUAUUUAUUGAAGCAGUUUUAGGGCCUUUGGUGCAAAGGCUUCCACAGUUGAAGAUUGUGAUGGAGCAUGUCACCACCUUGGAUGCUGUGAAUUUUGUAGAAUCUUGUCGAGAAGGAUAUGUUGCAGCUACCAUCACUCCACAACAUCUUGUCCUAAACAGGAAUUCUUUGUUUCAAGGCGGGUUGCACCCACACAAUUACUGCCUUCCUGUACUUAAAAGAGAGAUCCACAGACAAGCUAUUGUGUCAGCUGUGACAAGUGGCAGUAGAAAAUUUUUUGUUGGGACUGAUAGCGCUCCACAUGAUAGGCGGAAGAAAGAAUCUCAAUGUGGUUGCGCUGGUAUUUACAGUGCUCCUGUAGCCUUAUCUGUUUAUACAAAGGUUUUUGAGGAGGCUGGCGCGCUUGACAAGCUAGAAGCAUUUACUAGCUUUAAUGGACCUGAUUUUUAUGGGCUCCCUAGAAACUCAAGAAAGAUUAAACUGACUAAAACCCCGUGGAAGGUACCGGAGUCGUAUUCUUACGCUUUAGGGGAUGUUGUCCCCAUGUUUGCUGGUGAAACAUUGGAGUGGCAAGCACUGUCGAUAUGAUGUUGUUUUAGUAACACAUCAUAAAUAAAAUACACAUUCCUGUACUCGACACAUGAAAUGAAUUUUGGUUUGAAACAGCACACCAAUUUUUUGUUAUGGUUGCUGCUUUUGGUUAACGAGAUUCUUUACAUCACGGUUCCUUUUGGGAUACUUUCUGACGGAAGUGUGCUUGAAUGCGAAGGGGGCAAAUAAGGCAAUAAGCUCCCAACUUUUUAUGAUUCUGCAAUUAAGCCUUUUAAGAGA